Molecule: messenger RNA, 1564 nt
Organism: Manihot esculenta (cassava)
Lineage: Eukaryota; Viridiplantae; Streptophyta; Magnoliopsida; Malpighiales; Euphorbiaceae
Product: cell number regulator 6
Exons: 6
Coding region: 390-1097 (235 amino acids)
Source: RefSeq, a predicted model, not a curated record
UGGAUCAUCUGAAGGUCAAUAUGCAUGGCUCCUCCUCCCAUCUUUCGUUAAUUCCUCCGACUAUCUACUGUUUAGGUGUUUCUGGCUCUCUCAGCCUCAUCGAGUGCUCUCCACUCUCCUUUGGAAAGAUAAAAUAAAUGAAAAAGAAGGAAUAUACAAACGACGACGUUGAGUUAACGGGUCCGGCUUAAAUAGUGAUUCGUCACGAGGAAAAUGCAAUGUGGCGGUUUCAGACGUGAAGAAAAUUUAUGUAAAAGAUAAAAUAAGAAAAUUAUAUAGGAGAAAACUUCUUUUCCAUCUUCCAGAUACAAGGAAUUCCUGCAAUCCUCUGCUCUCACAUUUGGAGUAGAUUCAUUUUGCCUCCAAUAGAAUUUCAUUCUCAUUCCCAGAUGGCUGACGGCAAUGCGCAAUCAAGGUACGUUAAGUUGACAAAGGAUCAAUCGCCGACCGAAGAUAUCACUCCCGGCGAGCUUAAUCAGCCUAUUCAAGUUCCUGAGUUAGUCAUUCACAGAUGUAUUGAAUGCGGGCAGGCUCUACCUGAAAGCUAUGAGCCUCCUGCUGAUGAAGAUUGGACUACCGGGAUUUGCCGCUGUGCUGAUGAUACUGAGAGUUGCCGGACUGGACUGUUUUGCCCAUGUGUGUUGUUUGGACAUAAUGUCGAAACACUGAGGGAAGAUAUUCCCUGGUCCAAUGCAUGUGUUUGCCAUGCCAUGUGUGUUGAAGGUGGACUGGCGCUUGGAGCAGCUACUCUGUUUUUCCAUGGUAUUGAUCCUAAGACUUCUUUCCUCAUUUGCGAGGGUUUGUUUUUUACCUGGUGGAUGUGUGGAAUAUACACUGGGCUGUUUCGACAAUCACUGCAGAAGAAAUAUCAUCUUAAGAAUUCACCAUGUGACCCGUGCCUGGUGCACUGUUGCAUGCACUGGUGUGCCUUGUGUCAGGAGCACAGGGAGAUGAAGAACCAUCUAUCUGAAGAUGCUGCUGUGCAGAUGACUGUUGUUAAUCCUCCACCAGCUCAACAGAUGAACCAAGGAUAUACAUCAGCCAAUAAAUCUACUAGAAAUGGUACACACACUAAUUUGGAGAUACGGCCAGUGUAGAUUUCAUGAUUUACCAUGCACAGAUAUCCUAAAGAUUCCUCAACUUUUUUGGGUUUUUUUUUUUUGGGUCUUCGAAUCAGAUCAUAUUAUUUAGGAAUUUUUGGCAGUUGCUCGCACACAACAGCAAAAUUCAAUUUUUGUACUAAGAUUCUUAUUCAUAUUCUUCUCUUUCCCACACCCUCCCCCUUUUUCUGUUUCUGUUAGUUUGGUUAACAUUUAUAGUUCUAUUCUAUGAAUAUCAAUCGAUAGAAACACACUGGAGCGCAAGUGCUGCGUUUGCCUAUGAGAAAUAUAUUGGAGAUUACAUUAACAUACUCAAGUUUCAUAGUAAAGCACGAUGGUAUGUGUUCGUUUAAUUACGUUUUUUGGAUGUUUCCAUUUCAACCUUUUACGGUGCUAGGUAAUGAGAUUGCAAAUUUGAGACAAGUUUGCUACGUAAUAGUGGGGACAGAUUACGUCUAACGAGA